AUGUGUGUUCUUAAAGGAAGUAAGCUGGUGUCCUACUGCGUGGGUUGUGGGCAGCAGAUCCUGGAUCGCUUCAUUCUGCGGGUUUUCCCUGAUCUGGAGUGGCACGCGCAGUGCCUGAAGUGCGCGGAGUGCCAGCAGUCUCUGGAUGAGUCCUGCACCUGCUUCAUCAGAGACGGAAAAACCUUCUGUAAAGACCACCACAGGAGAUUAUGGACCAGUAAAUGUGCAAAAUGCCACAAAGCCUUCAUCAGCAAGGAGUAUGUCAUGCAAACACGAGUGAAUAUUUAUCACGUCCAGUGUUUUCGUUGUGAGGGCUGCAAUCGCCGGUUACUCCCUGGAGAUGAGUAUGUUCUGCGGGACGGACAGCUUCUCUGUACAGACCACCAUGA
Sinocyclocheilus grahami is the source of this 389-nucleotide messenger RNA. RefSeq names its product insulin gene enhancer protein isl-1-like. Gene Ontology annotation, biological process: axonogenesis; neuron fate specification; positive regulation of transcription by RNA polymerase II. Gene Ontology annotation, cellular component: nucleus. The annotation marks the transcript as partial. The transcript has 2 exons. NCBI's taxonomy places the organism in Eukaryota, Metazoa, Chordata, Actinopteri, Cypriniformes, Cyprinidae. Gene Ontology annotation, molecular function: DNA-binding transcription factor activity, RNA polymerase II-specific; cis-regulatory region sequence-specific DNA binding. The record is from RefSeq and is a predicted model, not a curated record.